Mya arenaria is the source of this 2812-nucleotide messenger RNA. RefSeq names its product molybdate-anion transporter-like. Gene Ontology annotation, molecular function: molybdate ion transmembrane transporter activity. Gene Ontology annotation, biological process: molybdate ion transport. The record is from RefSeq and is a predicted model, not a curated record. The transcript is spliced from 2 exons. Gene Ontology annotation, cellular component: membrane. The coding region runs from base 87 to 1451 and encodes 454 amino acids. Lineage: Eukaryota; Metazoa; Mollusca; Bivalvia; Myida; Myidae.
CGCACUUGUUGACUGUUACAUCAUUGCCAACAAACUUCCGGGUUGAUGUUAUGAUGAUCUUGAAACCAUAACAAGAAGUUGUCAAGAUGAUGGUAAUAGUUUACUGUAGCCUUUUGGCUCUGUUGCUAGCUUGUAUAGUUCUACAAGUGAUAGCACAUCGGACAAGAACAGACCCAACGAUUGGGAAUAACCCGCAGUUUCUAAAAUUCCAGAGGGGUUAUUUCGCUGUUUAUCUCCUAGCCAUGUUUGCUGACUGGCUGCAAGGACCAUACUUGUAUCAGCUUUAUUCAUAUUAUGGAUUCCAAGAAGAGCAAAUUGCAGUACUCUAUGUAUUUGGCUUUGCUUCCACUGUUAUCAUUGGAAUGUGGGCACCGUUAGCAGCUGACCAGUUUGGACGUAAGAAAUUGUGCCUAUUAUUUACAGUGUUAUAUUCCUUAUCAUGUUUUCUGAAGUUAACAAGGAGCUAUGGAAUUCUAAUCCUAGGAAGGAUAAUUGGUGGGGUGGCCACAUCAGUGCUGUUUUCAGCUUUCGAAGCUUGGUAUGUACAUGAACACAUUGAAACCCACGAUUUUCCAAAAGAAUGGAUAUCUGUUACUUUCUCCAAGGCCUCAACAUGGAACGGAGUUCUGGCUGUAACAGCAGGCAUGGUCACAAAUGUGGUGUCAGAGACAUUUGGCUUGGGGCCAGUGGCACCAUACAUGCUUGCUGUGCCGUUUCUGAUAUUUGCCGGAAUCCUGGUUUCAACACACUGGGUUGAAAAUUACAGUGGAAGUAAAGUGAAGUUCAAGAGAGCUUGUACUGAUGGAUUUAAAGGCAUCAUGUCAAAAGAGAUCAUCUUCAUGAUCGGAGCUAUUGAAGCGUUAUUUGAAAGUGUGAUAUACAUUGUUAUAUUUUUAUGGACCCCUGUAUUACAGCCUGGAAAACCAGCACUGGGAGUAGUGUUUGCAUGUUUUAUGCUGUGUAUAUUGUCUGGACAGGCUGUGUUUCAAAUCUUGAGCAGCAGGAGGAUUGAAGUUCCCUACCUUCUUAUCGUUUCGUGUGGAGUUGCCUUAUUUGCCAACAUCAUCUGUGUAUUUUCUACUAACCCUGCAAACAGAAUGGACACAAACUACAGUGUGUCCUUCGUAGCAUUCCUGAUAUUCCAGUGUGCUGUUGGGAUGUAUUUCCCAGCUAUGGGGUAUUUAAGGAGCAGAAUUAUCCCCGAUCAGCACCGAUGGAGCAUCAUGAACUGGUUCCGUGUACCGAUCAACCUCAUCUCUUGCAUUGUUCUCAUGUUACUCCACGAAGAUGCUUUCCAACACGGGAACAGAAUGAUUUUCGUCAUAUGUUCAGUUUUACUUUCACUCUCUGUUUUGUUUGGGGUAAGGUUACAUAAACUUGCUAAGGAAGAAGAAAGUCUGAAGGAAGAGAAAAUUCUAAUGGCAAGUGAACACAUUCAUAACAUUUUCUAGCCUCUUUUCAAAAGUUUACCAAAAUACUCACCAACCAAGGAUGUGUGGUUCUUAAUUUUGCAGUGCUAAUGAAAUCUUAACCAAAAUAAACACAUUGUUUUAGUUGAUGUGAGAGGGUUUGGUAUAAACAUGUUAAGAUCUUCCUCAAAUGAGUUAUGAACUUGUCAUAUAAUAAGAUGAUUGUGCUAUUUGGUAUUGACUUGUUAAGAUCAUUAUGUAUUUUGGUAUGAACUUGUAAAGAUAAUCAUGUAUUUUGGUAUACACUUUUUAAGAUCGUCAUUUAUUUUGAUAUGAAGUUGUUAAGAUCGUCAUUUAUUUUGGUAUGAUUUGUUAAGAUCGUCAUUUAUUUUGGUAUGAUUUGUUAAGAUCGUCAUGUAUUUUGGUACAUGUAUGAACUUGUUAAUAUCGUCAUGUAUUUUGGUAUGAACUUGAUAAGAUCGGCAGGUUGUUUGGUAUGAACUUAUUAAGAUCAUAAAAUAAUUUUGUUACUGCAUUUGUUUACAGUCAUAUACAUGUACUUGUUCAAAAAAGCGCACAUGACUUAAAAUAUUACUUCUCUGUUAUCUCACAUGGAAUUUACAUCAGAGGCCUAAUUUUAAAUGAAUACAUGUGUUUAAUGUUUUCUGUUUGUUUGUUAAAUUAUAUGUGCUCGAUUUGAUGCAUAUUUUGAAGUUUAAUGAAGUUGGAAUAUUUUUUCAUAGAAAUUUAAUUUUUUAUAUUCUAUUCUGUAAAUAUAUCAUCUUUUAUUAUAUGCUUUCUGGUGGUUUAUGGAGAUUUAUCAGUGAAAUAAAAACAAUAGUUCACUGUUUCAAACAGUUUUGAAAUUUUGUCCGCUGUUACGUCCAAAUCAAACGUCUGCGGGCACUUGGCAAGGACACAAUGUCAAAAAUAUUUGCGAAACCAUGUGUUUGCUUUCUGAAAAAACUACAUUAAUCUGUUUAAGGCAUAAAAUACAAAAUUUUGUUUUCGUUUAACAUCGCAAAACAAUAAGUACAAUUUUCUUUUAAAGGCAUGUAAUAAAAAAUCUCUUUUUUGUUUCAGUGUAAGAUCGCAACAAAUUUUUCAUCAUGAGCAUCAAAUUAAAAUAUUUCACUCCUGUCUAAGCCACUUUUGAAAUAUAGCUUUUGUUGGUCACUCGGUGAAUUAUAUUGCCAUCUUAUUCUGAUGCAAGCACUUAUCAUCUUUGCAUAUUGCCACUUGUCUAUUUCAUACAUCAUCACUUUUCAUGAACUUUCUAAAAAUGAUUUAAUAUCAGAUUGAAAUAUCAUAUCAUAGUGGGUUGUUUCUAAGGUGAUGUAAUGUUUAUCUGUCACAACAGUAUUGAAAUGUAAGAUAUAUCCGUAUUAAAUGUACAAAUGUCA